CGCUAGCCAAAUCCCUGCCGACUUUAUUCGCCUGCGACGUGGGAUUGCAGAGGAAUCGCUUUAUCCCCUCGCUUUCUCUCUUCCUUCCUGCUUUACUCUUUCAUCCGCUCGAUCGCUUUUUUGGAGUCCAAAAGUUGAGUUUUUUGAGCUGGUUUUGCUGAUGCAGGAGCAGGAAUCGCAGUGAAAAGCCGUAAAAAUUGGAUUUUGAUGGUGGUUUUGCUGAUCCAGGAACAGGAAUCUUCGCCGGAGAUCUUAAAAAUUAGAUUUUUAGCGGUGGUUUUUGAUUCCCAUGUUGCCUGGAGCGAUGGAGGAGACGCUUUUGUUGCGGACGGAGCACGUCGCCGUGACCCGGAAGCCAGUCUCCCCGCCGCACUCUCGGACAGUGCGCAUCUUCUGCGAUGACUUCGACGCUACUGACUCCUCCGGCGACGACGAGGAGCGCCCCCGGCUCCGCGUGCGCCGGUACGUGCAGGAGAUUCGCCUGCGUGCUAGGCCCGCCAAGGUGCCGCCGCGGAAGACGAAGGUGGCGCCAGAGAGGGGUGGGGACGACGGCAUCGACGGGGGAGUGAAGCGGUUCCGCGGCGUGCGGCGGCGGCCAUGGGGGAAGUACGCAGCGGAGAUCCGCGACCCCUGGCGUCGCGUCCGGGUGUGGCUCGGAACCUUCGACACCGCGGAGGAGGCCGCGAAGGAGUACGACUCCGCCGCCGUCCGGCUUCGCGGCCCCGGCGCUGCCAUCAACUUCCCUGCGCCAUCCGCCGCCGUUGACUAUGGCAACUUAGCCGACGACACGCCCGGCCUCUGCUCGCCGACCUCCGUCCUCCACGACUUCUCCCCCGCCUCCACCACCACCUCCCCCUCCUCGCCUCCAGAGUCGUACCGCACUUCCGGCGGCGGGAGCCUGCCAAUGGAGCUCGGCGAGUCAACGGCAUUCGAGGUUCCGCCGCUGCUUGACGACUUCUUAGACGUCGUCGCCGGGUCGGCGCCGGGGAGCUACUUCGACGAGUCCACUCCGAUCGGCUUCUUAGCGGAGGAAAUGGGCGACGCACUCGUGGGAUCCGGGCUUGGGCUGGAAUUCGGACCGUCGGGGUGGGAGGACGGCGAGUAUUUUAGCGACAUCGGCGAUUUAUUUCCGACGGCGCCUCCUCUCCCCGUAUAAUUGCCGAAUUUUAGUUUUAUCAAGGGAGAC
Molecule: messenger RNA, 1186 nt
Organism: Zingiber officinale
Lineage: Eukaryota; Viridiplantae; Streptophyta; Magnoliopsida; Zingiberales; Zingiberaceae
Product: pathogenesis-related genes transcriptional activator PTI6-like
Exons: 1
Coding region: 290-1156 (288 amino acids)
Biological process (GO): regulation of DNA-templated transcription
Molecular function (GO): DNA-binding transcription factor activity; DNA binding
Source: RefSeq, a predicted model, not a curated record